This is a messenger RNA of Daphnia carinata, 1080 nucleotides long. RefSeq lists its product as uncharacterized. NCBI's taxonomy places the organism in Eukaryota, Metazoa, Arthropoda, Branchiopoda, Diplostraca, Daphniidae. The coding region runs from base 118 to 723 and encodes 201 amino acids. The transcript is spliced from 5 exons. The record is from RefSeq and is a predicted model, not a curated record.
GGAAAUCGGUCCGUGGAUAGUAUUGUACCACCAUAGUGUGUCUUACGUCUUUCAAAAUUAUUUGUGGUUGAUGUGUCUGUUGAACGGCAGCUGUGAACAAACAAACGUUUAACAGAUAUGGCCAUUCUGAGAAGGUGCUGUUGCUGUUUCACUCUACGAAGGGGGACAGUUACACUUGGUGUCAUGGGAUUUACUGGGGCCAUCACAGCCAUCAUUUUUCUGAUUUUAGCAUUGAUCUUUGUUGAUGAAAUAGCAACUUUUGUCAUAAAGUUUAUGGAAAAGAUCAUUGAUUUUCCCAGGGCUACCGGAACCAGACAUCUCCCUAAAGAAGAUCAAGAUAAAAAAAAAGAAGAACUUCAUGAAUUCUUAGUCCAUGCAUAUAGCACCUAUGUGUUUGUACUUGCCAUCCUGGGAGAAAUUCUUGGUGGAAUAUUGGCCGGACUGUUAGUUUGGGGAGCCGUGAAAAAACGCCGCAACUUUCUCCUACCGUGGCUUAUUUUUGCUGUAAUGGUCAUGGUAGGCACUGUCGUCUGUAUUAUCACCUGUGUCGUCAUUCUUCCAGUGUCCUAUGGCAUUACCUUUUUAAUCAUCGGCGUGCUUGAACUACUGGUUAUGAUCUACUUCUGGUUAGUUGUGUUCAGCUUUUUCCAAGAAUUGCGAGAAAGAGAUCAGAUGAACAUUAAUUCUCCCGCUGAAAUGAAACGUCUCACUUCGCAUAUGUAAUCCGCCCUCAUACGCAAAUCGCCUUCCAAACGCCUGAAUCAUGAUUUUUCCCACUUAAGUGGCAAUCCUAAUUUAAUAAUAAUGCCAAGUAAAGCAUAAAAUGUUAUACAAACCCGGUUAUGUAUAGCAAUACGCCAUAUAGCUCUCCUUGUUAAACAGUGCCUUAAUCUGCGUAGUCUAGUCUUGAAUCUCCGUAACUCUUGGUGGAGGUAAAUAUUUUAUAGGAUAUUUAAUAUUGCAAAUCAAAUAACGUUUCUUAAAUUAAGUAUUCUCUAUUAAAUCUCAAUUGUGCAGCUUAACACUGAUGGCGCUUUUUGAAUUUCAUAAUGAUCUGGAUAAUACAUUUUUCACAUACUA